This is a messenger RNA of Rana temporaria (common frog), 1856 nucleotides long. RefSeq names its product vomeronasal type-2 receptor 1-like. The record is from RefSeq and is a predicted model, not a curated record. NCBI's taxonomy places the organism in Eukaryota, Metazoa, Chordata, Amphibia, Anura, Ranidae. Gene Ontology annotation, cellular component: membrane. The coding region runs from base 1 to 1803 and encodes 600 amino acids. The transcript has 6 exons. Gene Ontology annotation, biological process: G protein-coupled receptor signaling pathway. Gene Ontology annotation, molecular function: G protein-coupled receptor activity.
AUGCUGGCAACAUUAAUCGUUGCCACCUUUAUCGGAGUAGGAAAUGCCAUUAGGAUGAUUGAGAUUAGUUAUGGAGCCAGAGAUACUUUACUGAGUGAUAGAAAGAUGUAUCCAAACUUUUUCCGGACAGUUCCGGAUGAUGAGAUGCAAUAUGUGGCCAUAGCAAAGUUACUGGAAAGGUUAAAGUGGAACUGGGUCGGGAUCCUUACAUCUGAUGAUGAAUACGGAGAGAGGGAGAUCCGACAUCUCAGCAAACAUUUUUCUGAUCAUGGAAUUUGUAUUGAAUUCAAGAUUCUGGUGUCUGUAAAGAAUUAUAAUAAAAUUCCUCCAGAGCUGCGGAGCUCAACCACGGAAGUUCUUAUUAUUUGUGGCUCACUGUCCCGCUAUGUAAAAGAAGUCCAGUACAAGGAUCCGAAUGGCAAGGUCAUGAUUUUUAAUGAUAAAGGAGAACUGCCCAGCACAAUGGAAAUUGUAAAUUGGAUUACAAGAAUUAAAGAUACAAAUAUCACUGAUUGGAUAAUUGUGGGUGACUUUGAUGGGUCCCUUUCAGAGGGUCAGCAACUUACACUAGAACCAGAGCGAAUAUCAUGGAAAGGAAACAAGUUUUGUUGCUGUAACCUUUCUAAUGAAAGGAUUCUGCUAGUACUCCUAGAUGUCUAUUUCUGUCUUCUGGAUCAGAACAUAUUCUGUGAAGCUCGGCUUCCCUACACUAUUAUAUCUGUACUUUUACUCUUGAAUAGAUCAUAUAACUCUAUAUUAUCUCAGGUCCCAAGAGGUCAAUGCUCUGAGGAAUGUCUUCCGGGGUUCAGAAAAUCUGUAAGAGAAGGAUAUCACCCAUGUUGUUAUAAUUGUGCUCCGUGUUCAGAAGGAGAAAUAUCAAACCAAUCUGACAGUGAACUCUGCAAGAAGUGUCCUGAAAAUGAAUGGCCUAACGAAGCUAAAACUAUUUGUAGUGACAAGGUCAAUGAGUAUUUAUCAUACGAGGAGGACAUUCUAGUUUUAUUUUUUUCUAUAACUUCAGUCAUAUUUGCUACAACAUCUCUCCUUAUAUUUGGACUAUUUGUUUGGUUUCAGAGCACUCCCAUAGUCAGAGCCAAUAACCGGAACCUCAGCUUCAUUCUGCUCCUCUCCCUCAUACUGAGCUUCCUUUCUGUAUUCCUGUUCCUUGGCCGUCCUGUGGAUAUUACCUGUAUGCUGCAACAAGUCACUUUUGGAGUUCCCUUCACCAUCUCAGCAUCUUCUAUCCUCGCCAAAACCAUCAUGGUCUUCAUUGCUUUUAAAGCCACCAGACCUGGAAGCUCUUGUAGAAAAUGGGUGGGAGUCAAACUUCCCAAUACAGUCAUGUUAUUCUGCUCAUCCAUUCAGGUUAUGAAUUGCAUUCUCUGGUUGUCCAUCUCUCCACCAUUUCAGGAGUAUGACAUGGACUCCUAUCCUGGGAAGAUCAUCAUUCAGUGUAAUGAAGGGUCAGUUAUCGGCUUCUACUCUAUGUUGGGUUAUAUGGGGUUUCUGGCAGCUGUGAGUUUUCUUCUGGCUUUCAUGGUGAGGACAUUACCGGACAGUUUUAAUGAGGCCAAGUACAUCACCUUCAGCAUGCUGGUGUUCUGCAGUGUCUGGAUUGCCAUGAUCCCGGCCUAUCUGAGCACCAGUGGGAAAUACAUGGUGGCUGUGGAGAUAUUCGCCAUACUGACCUCCAGUGCUGGAAUAUUAUUGUGUAUGUUUUCUCCAAAACUCUACAUUUUACUUUUCAAACCUGAACUGAACACAAGAGGGACAAUGCUGGGGAAGAGAAUGAUGGAAAUGUAACACAUUGAUUCAAUGUAUAAUGCUGUAGAUCAGAUUAAACAAAUUCAGUCAUA